Molecule: messenger RNA, 291 nt
Organism: Dovyalis caffra
Lineage: Eukaryota; Viridiplantae; Streptophyta; Magnoliopsida; Malpighiales; Salicaceae
Source: the annotation of a GenBank genome assembly
AUGGGUUUUGCUUACCUGCUGAGGUCUCCUGGGGUAAGCAUCUUGCUUGGUGGCGGAGCUCCGAGAACUAGGUCCAAGCCUGAGCAGUUUUAUUUGGAGACAUGUGACAUGCCAAACAAUAAUUCAUCAGGCCGCGAUAGCCAGAUAACAACAGACGUGGUCCAUUCGAAAAACAAGUUGAGAUCUGUACAUGCACAGCAAGGGAAAAAGACAUUAAUUGAUCACCUACUCAUUUCUAUACGUGUAUUCUCACCAGUUUACCACCAACUCAAAAUAAAAAGAAGAGAGUAA